Messenger RNA from Caenorhabditis elegans, 4270 nucleotides. RefSeq names its product Mediator of RNA polymerase II transcription subunit 15 (gene mdt-15). Gene Ontology annotation, cellular component: nucleus. Gene Ontology annotation, molecular function: transcription coregulator activity. The record is from RefSeq and is marked reviewed. Lineage: Eukaryota; Metazoa; Nematoda; Chromadorea; Rhabditida; Rhabditidae. Gene Ontology annotation, biological process: regulation of DNA-templated transcription.
GUCAAACCGGGGAACGAAUCAAAAAGUGAUUUUGCCGUCGGCGAUCCGAAAAUUUUGCCGGCUCGUCGACUAUUGACGAGAACAAGAGGAAUCGUCGUUAUUUUUCGUUUGCCGCGUUCGUCGUUUUGAUUUGUUCUUCAUUUUCCUUCUUGUCGAUAAUUGUGUGUGAAUCAAGACGCUCAGAAAGCCGCCGCCACGUUGACGUCGACGGUUGUUGAAUCGCUUGCAAAAGCAACAUUUCAAAAACAAGAGCAGAGUAGAAAGAUGAGCGAAGAGGAUUGGCCUUCGCCGAAAUUUCGAGAGCAUGUUAUUCAGAGACUUGAGCCUGAGUUGGCGAGAAACCGGCAGAAUGCCCCAAAUUUACCAGUACCCGGUGACGCGAGGCAGGUCGAAGAAUAUGUGUUCGCAAAGUGUAUGUCGAAGGACGAAUAUAUGAGGACGAUCGCAAAAGUGAUUAAUGCUAUCAAUUGUAAUAGUAAAUCAGCGGCAGUGCCUUCCGUGUUACAACCAUCACAGUUUCAUAGUCCGCCGUGUACGACAGCAGCUCUAUUAGGAAACACUCCGGCUGGCGGAACACCCGGAUAUCGAGCUCCUGUGCCUCCAGAUCCACAACCAACAUCAGCUCAGGCAAGAAAUCCACCUGUUACCGUAGCAACAACACAGGCAUCAACAACUCCAUCAGCACCAAAUCCGCCAGGAGGAUUGCCUGCUCCAUCAGCUUCUGCCACUGCUGCUGUUGCCGCCGCGGUUGCUUCAUUUCCAUCACCAGAUACAAGUAUUCGUCCAGGUGGACAGAUCACUCCAGGAUCACAGGCACCCGGUGGAGGUCCGACGCCGGCACCAAAUGUUCCAUUCCCAAAUGGAAGCAGCCAGAUGAAUGGUGGACCAGCAAUGGGUCAGCCACCACCGCAAAUGGGUGCUCCAAAUAUGGGUGGACCACCGAAUGGAUACGGUGGUUACGGUAUGAUGAAUGGACCACCUGGUAGUGGUGCUCCAAUGGGUGGAAAUCCGUACAAUCAGCAGAUUAAAAAGGAUAUGGAUCAAGCUCGUCCUUGGGAUCCUUCAGCACAUAUGUAUCAACAACAACCACAAUGGGGUGCAAUGCCACCACAACAACCACAUGGAUAUCCUGGAAGACCAAUGAACGGUCAAGGAGCCACUCCAACCGGUCCUUCAUCAGUUCUUGAAUCACUUAUCAAUCAGCCUCAACAAUAUCCAGGACAUCACAAUCAGAUGGGCCCACCUGGAGAUCGAAAUGUUGCUGCUCAACGUGCAGCUGCCCAACAACAGCAACAACAACAACAACAGCAGCAACAGCAACGACCCGGAAUGGUUCCAAACCAGGGAAUGAUGAGUUCCGAGGAUCAAACCGUGUAUUCUGCGAAAUUGAGAAAUAUGCGUGGAAGCUGCGACAGUUUGAGAACACGAGCAAGGCAAUGCAGACAUGAGGGUAACCAUGAAGCUGCUCACAAGCUUGAGGUUAUGCUCAGUGUGCUCGAAGGAAAACGUGUGGUUAGCCUUGAAUACUUGAACCAUUUGGAGAUGUGGAUUGCCAGAAAGCAAGACUUCUUGAAUAUUGCUCCAAUGUCACAGAAUCAGAAUCAUAUGGGAAUGAACGAUCCGAUGAUGAACGGUGAACAUGCUAUGUUGGGUAAUGGUCAGGUGCCAAAUCCCUACGGAGGACAUCCAGGUUAUGGACAUCAGCAGUAUAUGGGACCUCCACCACCACAUAUGCAAAUGCAUCAACCACCAAUGUGGCAUCAACAGCAACACCAACAGCAGCAACGAAUGAUGCCACAGGAUCAUAUGAUGAUGCAGGGUGGAGGUGGUCCAGUUCAUGGAAUGUAUCGUGGAGAUAUGGGACACGAUCCGAUGACAUCACCAGUCAACAAUCAUCGUCAUGCUCCAUACCCGAAUCCUGCAGCGAUGAGAAACAAUAUGAGAAUGCCAAAUGGUCCUGGACCAAUUGGAAGAGAUCGUAAUUCGAUGAGUGGAUCAAGUAUGUCAGGUCCAAGUUCUGGAGCCCCUUCAAUGAAUCCAAUGGGUACACCGAAUCAAAAAAUGGGAACACCUGGAUCAAUGGGUGGAAUGUCAGGACUUGAUGAUCUGAACUAUGAUGAUUUCCUUCCAAACCCAACGCCGAUUGAUGCACUUCAGCCAACAUUGCACGUCGGGCAGAAUUCGAUGAAUGCUGGUCCACCAGUUCAACGAUCAAAUCUCAAUGAAACAGCAAGAAAGGAACUUCAAAUCCUUGAUGCUCGAUUCGAGAUUGAUCCAAACCAUCAACGUCAUGAUGCCAAUCAUAUCAUUGUCGUCUGUAAAAUCCGUAAUCAACAGUUCCCACCACUUCGACUCGUUGUUCCAACCACUUAUCCAGCUGGAAAUGUGACUGUAGAUCGAGCAGUCAUUGAUUUGGAUGCAUAUUUGUAUGAUGAUCUACAAAAUUCAGUAUAUGAGAGAUUAUCACGACCCGGUCUUUCGUCAAUUACUGACUAUUUGAAUGCUUGGGAAGAACAAGUGAAUCAAUACCAAAACCAGACAAGCGGUGGUCUAGACGUCGCUUUCAACGUGGGCAACGAUUUCUUCUACGAUAAUCUUAACUUGUAAGUUAGGUAGAGUGCAUUAAGUUUCUUUUUUUGUGCCUGCUCACUAAAAGUUUUGUUAUUCAAUGUUUAUUUUUGUAAAAUAAUAAAAAAUAUGAAAAACAUUAUAAAAUAAAGUUGGAAGUGAAAAAAUUCCGGAAAGUUUUAAUUUUUGUAAUAACUUUACAAAAAGUAUUACUCAAACGCGAAAGUUUACGAUUUUUCACCAAAAUUACGGUAACCGGUCUCGACACGAAAAAUGUUGGUCAAAUGCGAAAAUAUGUGCGUCUUUAAAGAGUACUCUAUUUUUUCAUCGUUUUUUGAUUAAAAAAAUAUAUACCUGUCAAUCUAAAAAAAAUACCCGAAUUUGACAAUGAAAACACAAUUAAUAUGAUUUGAAACAUGAUUUUAAAAUUACAGUACUCUUUAAAAACGCAAACCUUUAAAAAAAUUAGAAGACAGUUUUUUUUAAACAAACUGUUUUCUUCUCAAUCAAUGUUUUCUAAUUUUCAGGUCAAAUCCGUUCUAAACUCCGCCUCGUCUGAAUUGAAUUGCUCAGUUGCACAAAACCUGUACAAAAAAGAAAAUCGAGUCUUCGUGGAAUGGAUUCAGUUGUUGUUGUCCUCUAUAAAUGAUUGUUUUGCCUCCUCCUCCUAUCAUCAGCUUGCCCUUCUAUCCAUAUCAGUUUUUUUUCCUGAUUUUUUCCUUGUUUCACGUUUCCGAAUUCCAUUUUCCACGAGACUCCUGCCUCCGAAUCGAUUCCUAGUCGUAAUCAGACUCAAACCUGUCCAAUCCUCAUUUGAAAUACGGUUCAAAAUUUCCAUUUUCCUCUCUCUCCUCUCCCCUCAUCUGAAAAACUGUGUAGUGCGUGAAUAAUUAGUCCCCAAUUUCUUCUUCGUCCUCUUUGAAAAAUGUGAUAAUAGAAAAAAGUUCUGGAGCUCAACUACGUGUCUUUUUAGGCUCUCUUUCGAUGAGCAUCGUGAGCUUCUGAUACUCCCUUCCCUUCCCUUUCUACACGUGUGUCUCCCUGGUCUAUAUUUCAUUAUUUUUUCCUUUCUCACACUGUUCAAAAAUACCUCAAGAAUUUUUAUAUUUUGCCCAGUUUUUCCCUCCCCCAGCAAGAAAAGUUUAGUGAUUAUUAUAGAAAUGAUAGAAUUCGAAACGCGUUCAUUUACUAAAAUCAGGGAUUGUUUUCUUUUUUUUUGAAUAUUUUUAAAAUAUUUGUUCUUCUCAUUUUGCUGCCUUGUAUAUGAGAUUAGUUUAUCAUUGAAACUGUAGAUUUUAGCGUGUGUGCAUUUGUUUGUACAUCACAUCAUUUUAGAUUCUUUCCUCCUCGUUUUGAAUCUGUGAUCCGAUCUUUUGUCUGAAAAGUAUGUUCUCUUUCAAUUGUCUUCCCUUCCCACAAAAACCGUUUUUUUAUCCUUGUUAUUAUUUUGUUUUCAUUCAUUUUUCACCCAUUUUCUUCUCUCACAUAUUGCACCUCUUCUCCAAGUCCUGUGUACAUUUCUCUUGCACCUUAUACAUCCAAACGAAAAGGCAAUAGAUUGUAAUAAGUUCUCCGUUUUUACAGCCGUCCCAAUUUUCUCUCGCUAAUUAAUCUCAAAAUAUUUUAUUUCGUCUUUUUAUAUUAUUUUUGUUCCACAUUCUUUUUUCAUAAAAAAAAAAUGAAAAUACAUAAAUCGAUUAAA